Molecule: messenger RNA, 1052 nt
Organism: Centruroides sculpturatus (bark scorpion)
Lineage: Eukaryota; Metazoa; Arthropoda; Arachnida; Scorpiones; Buthidae
Exons: 4
Coding region: 51-518 (155 amino acids)
Source: RefSeq, a predicted model, not a curated record
AUAAAGUAACUCUCGAUAAAAGUCUGGCUUCUAGUUAUUCCCAUUUAAGUAUGUUAGAGAGUAUAGUGAUUACAAAUAUAAAUCUUCAUGAAAAGUUUAUUGAACAGUUGGAAAAGGAAACAAAAAUUCUAGUGGCAUAUAUACAUUGGAAAGAAGGAGAGGAAACUUUUUGGAAAUGGAUGGAAAGUAUUAUAGUUCUCAAAAAUAAGGAAUUAAAUAUAACUGAAAAUGGAAGGAAAAGUGCUACAUUAUGUUCUAAUAAUAUCAACAAGGAAAAGUUUUUACAAGCAAAAUGCAUGAAUGGCAACCUUUUUGGAUUUUCAUUACAAGAGCCAAGAUUGAAUUUUCAAAAUAGAUAUUAUGAAAAUAACAGAAAUGCUAUAGAAAAAAUUAGCAAAGAAUUAAAAAGGUCUAAAGAACUAUAUAAAAAUGAAUUAAAUUCAAAACAUCAAAAGUAUUUAUCAAUGUUUCAAGGAUUAGCUAACAAGUUUCAAGAUGUAAUUUAUAUUCCACCUUGAUAUAUAUUUUAUUUAAUUACAAUAAAAUCUUUUAAAUUUUGGUAAAAUUUAUUAUUAAACAUCAGAGUUGAUACUAUUAAUUGAAUAAAUUGACGAAGUUGAAGAAUCAGAAUUGAUAAGAUAUAAACAUGAUAAGGCAAGGUCUAUAUAAAUAGGUCUUGACACAAAUGUUACCUUACUUAUGAAGCUGCCAUUUUGGGGUCUUUUGAAUAUUGCAGGUUUUAAACAAACUGUACAAGCAGUUAGUUUUAUAUGACAUAAACUAAACAUACAUAAAACCAGUGAGAUUCCUGUCUAAUAAUAAUUUUGGAUGAUUGUGCAAACAUAAUUUUAUGUAACUUGAUCAAAAUAGUUUAAAGUAAAGAGCAUACUUAUUAUUUGCUGUCUUGAUUAAAACGAAUCAAAUUAACAGUUGCAUUAGUUGUAUUGCUUAUGUAUGCAUUUCUGAAAGUGAUGCAAUAAUUACAAACACUACAACACCUUUGCUGAUAGAACUUUUUAUUAAGAAAUGUUUUCAGCUUACCCCCAUAGGCC